This is a messenger RNA of Diaporthe citri, 1272 nucleotides long. RefSeq lists its product as uncharacterized. NCBI's taxonomy places the organism in Eukaryota, Fungi, Ascomycota, Sordariomycetes, Diaporthales, Diaporthaceae. The transcript has 2 exons. Bases 1 to 1272 code for a protein of 423 amino acids. The record is from RefSeq and is a predicted model, not a curated record.
AUGAACAGGAGUGGCCACCCCAGCCGACGGGGAACUUCAUCCAAGGCCACAGACAAUGACACCGCCGACGGGUCCACCGAAGAGUCCGUCGGCUCGCUGCUGGCCGUCAUCGCCAACUCCAUCAACGAUGCCCUCCGCCUCCUCAUGUUCGCCGACAAGGCCCACUGGGGGCCCGACGAGUUCGAGCAGGUCCGCGCCCUCGAGCACACCCUGGACGAGGCCAAGAAGGACUUCCAGGAGAUGGGGCCAUUGCUCAAGGGCUCCGUGUACUACGAGAACGACCGCAGGCUCGAGUCGCUCGACGAGCUCGGGGACCUGCGCACAGAAUUCGAGAACCAUGCCCAGGUCUUCAAGGACUGGCUGCGACAAGGUGGGCCUAUCGAACCUCUAUGGGUCAACGACACCGUGCGACUGAGACGCGAACUCCAUCGAGCGCAAUGUCGCGCUGCCGCCCGGAUAUUCGCCUCCCAGCAGGCCGACAUAGCAGACGGACCGGGACAGCGAUGUCUUGGCGCGUUUGAGGUAUAUAGGCGGCAGCGACGGCUGGACGACCGCCGGAAGCAAUACGAGCAGCAACAGGGAGGGCGAACCUCGAGGUAUGAGUCGACGCGGGAUGAGGUGGCCCAGGCGCAAGGCAAGAAACCAAAAAGAAUACAGAGCUGGGAACAGCAGACCCCCGUGAUGGGCACGUCCAUCGGCGAGGCGGUGGAGAUGGGUCACAUGGGCCAGCAGAAAGCGCCCUCGAUACACUACAGCGAGCAGUUGGACGCCGUGGAGCGGGAGGCCGAGCUGACGGAAGCGCUGGAGGAGCUCGUCCCCGUCUGCAGCACCGUCGGGCACUUCGAGCGGUUCGGUGACCGGGAUGUGGGCUUUGAAUGCGAUUUCUGCGAGGGGUUCAUCGUGUGGAACGACCUGAUGGUCAUGCCGACGAAACCGGACCCGUCCGCCGUCGCCAAGGGCGUCACGGAGCAGCCGAACUGGCAGUCCCGCGGGAAGAGCGUCUCGACCGGCGAGGACAAGACCGUCGUGUUCGCGCCCCUCGCCAUAGCGAACCACCUCGCGCCCGAGAUCGGCGGCUGGCAGGCGAGGAUACUCUGCCCGUACUGCGACGACUACAACUACUUCGAGCAGGGCGAGGGGGACGAGACCCGAUAUGCCCAGGACGAGCGCGGCUUCGGAAGCCUGGACGAGUUCCAGGCUCAUCUGGAGUGGCACCACACCUCGACUGCGAUGCCGAGCCUGCCAUCGGCCAAGAACUGCGUGGUCAUGUAA